CUAAGUAUUCCCAAUGAAAUUUGAUUUGUUUUUUUAAUUUGCAUGGAAGCUAGGUGUAAAAUAAAGAUUUGUCCAAGUUUCUUACAAACAACAACUUAGUAUUUACUCAAAAUAAGAACAAAUAAUGUUGGCUGGUAAGACAGAGCAACACGAUUCAGCCAAAACAAAAAGCUUCCUCCCUGAAGGGGAAAGACCCAUAUGCAGAAGAAGAAAUAGCUUGGCAAUGCUUUUACUGUCCUGCACUUUGACUGUAUUGGAUCCAUUGGAAAAGGCCUUCUCUUUCUCUUUUUCACACUCUUAUUUUUCUCAUCUUUAGGGUUUAUCCCUCUCUUUUCUCUCACUGAAUCCGCUUAUUCCACCGAAUCUUCUCUUGCGGUUCAAGUUAGUAUACUACUCAAAGACUAGAGUGAGUAGUUUAGUUUAGUUUUCUCUCGUUUUCUGGUUCUAUAACAAAAUAGACUAUCCGGGUCUUGUUUGUUUGGUGGUUGUUGAUCCUCUUUUGUUGGGUCGAAGUUUGGUGGUGGGUGAGAGGCUGAGAGCAAAAUAGAGGAACAAUGAAGUUUUCUUGUUAUAUGGGUCCUGGUUAGUUUUGCAUUUUGCUGGCUUUGAUUUUAAGUUCUGGGUUUCAGAUUCAAAUGGCGGAUACUGGCAUUGAGAAAUUGUUCUCUGCGAGGAAGGCCUUGCAGCUAAGCUUAGAGAAAUCAAAAGUCUUAGGGUUAGCUCUUGAAAAAGCAGGGCCAAGAUUACAUGAGAUUAAUCUAAGAUUGCCCACUUUAGAGGCUGCUGUACGGCCCAUUCGUGCUGACAAGGAUGCGCUUGUUGCUGUUGGGGGCCACAUUAACCGUGCUGUGGGUCCUGCUGCCGCUGUGCUUAAGGUUUUCGAUGCAGUUCAUGGGUUGGAGAAAUCAUUAUUAUCGGAUCCUAGGAAUGAUCUUCCUGGCUAUCUAUCAGUGAUGAAACGCCUCGAAGAGGCGUUGAGGUUUUUGGGUGAUAAUUGUGGAUUGGCGAUUCAGUGGUUGGAGGAUAUUGUCGAGUAUUUGGAGGACAAUCGAGUGGCUGACGAGAAGUACCUUUUGAGUUUGAAGAACUCCCUGAUGGGUCUUAGGGAGUUGCAGAAUGGUGAAGGAAGAGUUCGCCUUGAUGGUGGGCUUUUAGAUGCUUCAUUGGAUAAAUUAGAAAGUGAAUUCCGGCGGCUCUUGACUGAACAUACUGAGCCUCUACCCAUGUCAUCACCUUCAGCACUAGGUGAACAAGCUUGCAUUGCCCCAUCACCUUUGCCAGUGACCGUUAUUCAGAAGUUGCAAGCAAUUCUUGGUAGGUUGAUUGUGAAUAAUAGACUUGAAGAAUGCAUAUCGAUUUAUGUAGAUGUUCGUGGCUCAAAUGUGAGAGCAAGUUUGCAGGCACUUAAUUUGGACUAUCUUGAGAUAUCUACUUCAGAAUUUAGUGAUGUACAGAGUAUAGAGGGGUAUAUAGCACAGUGGGGAAGGCAUUUGGAAUUUGCGGUGAAGCAUUUGUUUGAGGCCGAGUUCAAGCUUUGUAAUGAUGUGUUUGAGAGGAUUGGAUUAGAUGUGUGGAUGGGGUGCUUUGCAAAGAUUGCUGCACAAGCAGGAAUGCUUGCAUUUCUUCAAUUUGGGAAGACUGUUACUGAGAGUAAGAAAGAUCCAAUUAAGCUUUUGAAGUUACUGGAUAUCUUUGCAUCUCUGAACAAGUUAAGAUUGGAUUUUAAUCGACUCUUCGGUGGAGCAGCAUGCGAGGAAAUCCAAAACUUGACAAAGGAUCUCAUCAGGGGAGUGAUUGAUGGUGCGGCGGAGAUUUUCUAUGAACUUUUGGUUCAGGUGGAAUUACAGAGACAAAUCCCACCUCCUCCAGAUGGGAGUGUUCCCAAAUUGGUGAGCUUUGUCAGUGAAUACUGUAAUAAACUGCUUGGGGAUGAUUAUAAGCCAAUUCUGACUCAGGUCCUAGUGAUUCACCGAAGUUGGAAGCAUGAGAAGUUCCAAGAGAGGCUUCUUAUUAAUGAGGUUGUGAAUGUGAUAAAAGCUAUUGAAGGGAAUAUAGAAGCAUGGAUAAAGGCUUAUGAAGAUACCACUUUAUCCCUUUUUUUUGCUAUGAAUAACCAUUGGUAUUUGUACAAGCAGUUGAAGGGAACAAAGCUUGGCAAUCUCUUGGGUGAUUCUUGGUUAAGAGAACAUGAACAAUACAAGGACUAUUAUUCCACAAUCUUCUUUAGAGAUAGCUGGGGAAAGCUCCCAAAUCAUCUAAGCCGAGAAGGUCUGAUUAUGUUCUCAGGUGGGCGUGCAACUGCUCGUGAUCUCGUGAAGAGAAGGCUAAAAGCAUUCAAUGAAGCUUUUGAUGAGAUGUACACGAAGCAGGCAUAUUGGAUUAUCUCAGAAAAUGAUCUGAGGGAGAAGACAUGCCAUCUUAUUGUGCAGAGUAUUGUGCCUAUCUACAGAAGCUAUAUGCAGAAUUAUGGACCCUUGGUUGAGCAAGAUGCAAAUUCCAGCAAGUAUGCAAAAUAUUCAAUGCAGGAUUUUGAGAGAAUGCUGACAUCCCUUUUUCAGCCAAAGCCUGAUAGAUAUGGCAGUUUUAAAGGCAGGCCGCCUGGUGGAAAAUUCAACAAUAGUACGAUGGAUCUUCGUCGCACUGCUUCUGCAGUUAUGUGAUUCCCCAUUGUUAUUAAUUCAUCAUGUAUAUACUGAUUGCUGGGAUUCUUCAACUAUUUAUUAACACCUCUCUUUUCUUGCAUUUGGAGAACUUACUCCAAACAUAGCCAACCUAUUGCUGAUGUUUCUCCAUGAGAUGAAAUUCUGUUACUUGCCUCAAGCAUAAUAGGAGCCAAAUAGACUCUCCAAUGCCUGGAUCUUUCUACAAAGCAUAUGGGAUUUCAAGAGUGCCAGACAUUGCCAUGAAUGAGUAUAUAGGCAUAUUGGAUCGGGUUGCAGACUAUAAUACCUUUGAGAUAUACAUUUUCCGUUUUCCAUUCAUAAUUGAUUCAGUUACUGGUUAGCCAGUAGUAGUAGAUAUCCUGUAAUUUGUUGGAUUCAUGUAAAUUUCUUUGAUAUAAAGUGUUUAUCUAGAGGUCUAGCAGUAAAUGAAUUGUCUGCUCAUCAUUAUUAUAAACUACGCGUUAGGUCUGGUGCCUUACUGAAAUGCUUGUUAUCUGUGCUAUUGGGCGGCUGCUUUUGUUGAGCUCUUAGCAAAAAGACUGAAGCAGGUGAAACAUCAGAUCCAAUGGUUUUAUUUUUGAUAUGUCAUCAGUGGAUUUAGAGUCCAUAUUCUCUUGUUUAGGCAUAUCCCAACUUUUGUUAUUCAAGCUACCUCUCCAGACAAGCAAAAACUCUGUUGACAAUAAAGUGUUGGCUUAUUUCUGCUGU
Molecule: messenger RNA, 3371 nt
Organism: Mangifera indica (mango)
Lineage: Eukaryota; Viridiplantae; Streptophyta; Magnoliopsida; Sapindales; Anacardiaceae
Product: exocyst complex component EXO70A1-like
Exons: 1
Coding region: 636-2660 (674 amino acids)
Biological process (GO): exocytosis
Cellular component (GO): exocyst
Molecular function (GO): phosphatidylinositol-4,5-bisphosphate binding
Source: RefSeq, a predicted model, not a curated record